Messenger RNA from Schistocerca cancellata (South American locust), 5826 nucleotides. RefSeq lists its product as uncharacterized. The transcript has 7 exons. The record is from RefSeq and is a predicted model, not a curated record. The coding region runs from base 142 to 1101 and encodes 319 amino acids. NCBI's taxonomy places the organism in Eukaryota, Metazoa, Arthropoda, Insecta, Orthoptera, Acrididae.
UGCACUGUUUGAAUUAUUGAAUCAGGAAUAAAUUGUAACGAAAAGAAGGGGGCGGUCAGCAAACGGAUCCGAUAACGUGUGUUAUUGAUGUAUUUGAAAUGAAUACAUUACUAUGUACGCGCUUCAACGAAACAGGUGGUGAUGCUGAACAGUUCAUCUGAAGGAACCAGCCAAAAUGGAUAUGUGAAAAAAUCACCAUUUGCAUUUAUUUCAAAUUUAUUUAAAAGAAAGAAAAAUCGUGGUUCAAGAAAUGAUGUGAAGUUCAAGGACUGUGCUUUUGGGGCAAUGGAAGGUGGAUCAGGAUGUCCAUCAACUUCCCCAAAGUACAAAAAUACUAACUAUGUACCAAGAGUACCAUCAACCCUCUCUGUAAACGCUGUGGAUGUCAUGGUACAAACAACAUGCUGCCCCUCUUCACCAACUGUUUCCACAAUCACUCUUACCCCUGGUCGUACAAGGGAUAUAGACCAAGACAUGGCUGCCCUCAGGCUAUCUCGACAAGAUAAUCCUUUCUUACAGGUACUUGCCAGCAGAGAAAGUUUGGUGGAUAGUGUAGAAGAAUCAGAAUCUGAUGAUGCUAACUUAAUGUCACAGGAGUUUCCAGCAGACUUGGAUGUAGAUCCUCUAACAUUGCCAGAAAUUCAUGAACACAUGAUACGUAGCCCUCCACCAGUGUCCUGGCCAAAGUCACCAAAUUUUAAAGUCUUUCGCUUCCCCUUGCAGUCAAGUGAUGAUGAAUCUAGUCAGGACAGUUUAACACACAAUGGGAAGAAAACUCCAUUGAAGUUGAUCUCACCUCGUCAUUCAAGGGGGCAUUCAAGUGAUUGCCUCAAAGAAUUGUCUGCAGAAGCACUAAGUUCCUGUCAAGUUCCGACUCCAACUAAGUUGGGAUCUUCACCUCAUCAACACCGUUCCUCCAGUGAAACACGUGAACGUAGCCCAAAACCUUUCCUGUUGCUCAAUCCUGAAGUGCGUCGGUUGAGUACAAGAAGCUCUGAUGACAAUGUUCAACUAGUUUCAAAGAAUGACGAGUAUGAAAGACGCUCUGAUAUGGACAUAACCUCUAAUUUACCGCUCCUAUUAGCAAAGCGAUCAUCAUAAUGUUACAAGAGCAUCAUAUGUUCAUUAAUUAGAAUAGUUUCAAUACCCACUAGUCAUUAAUCGAAUAAUCGAAGCCCAUUCUCUGAUACACUGAUUUGCAUUGACAUUUUGUUAAUGUUUUCUGUAAUUAAUGUACGUAUUUUAUAUUGUACCUGUGAGUAAUUAUUCACCAAAAUGUGACCAUUUACUAUGAACAGUUGUGUUAUCUUACCUUAGGAUCUUGUUGCAUAAGUGUGCUCCCUCUUUUUGUUUUUAAUAUGUAAUUACUAUAUAGGUAGUUUCUUUAUCAUUGUUAGUGAUCUCAAUAUUUAUAAAAGAUAGUGAACAAAAUACCAAUGAAUGAGCAUCUGAACGAUGUGCUCCACUGUGUUGGAUUCUAGUCAUAUAUUACAUGACUGUAUGUUUCCUAAAACCAAAACUAUAUUCACAGUCAUAUUUGAACCACCCUCAAAAUUUACAUAAUUAUUUCAUGAUCUGGGGAAGGGGGGUGGUGGAAAGAAUUAAGAGACUGUAUAUUUAUACUUAAUACAGUUUUAAGGACAGUUUGUAUUGAAGUAUUCGUUAAUUUCUUUUUUAAGACAGUUGUUAGUUGUAUCAUUUACUUAGAACCACUAUAUUUUUUUUGGAAUGUGGAAUAAUGUUGGAUUACAUUUCCUGUUCAAGGUGUGUUACAGUUGUCACACACACAUCAUUAUUAUUAUUAUUUCAUCUGUGGUACAUUUGUACUCUGAUUUUUCCUUUUCUUCUCUCACUUUGUACUUUAUAUAAUUCAUUUGUUCAGAUACUGAGAAUACAAAUGAAGCACUGCUAUUCUUCUCUGUUGCUGUACCAGUGUUCCACACCACCAAAUUUGUUACUUUAUCCAUUAAUCUCGCACCUCACUUUUCCUAUUUUUAAUGUAAUCACAUAUACAUACUUUUUUAAAAUUUUAGUCUUCCUUCAUAAAAUACUUUAGUUAUCUUUGACCUGAGUGUGGAUGUGUGUACUAAGACUCAUUAUUUAGUUUCAUUUUACUUCUUUAAAAAUGGUAUUGGAGCUUUUGUUAAUCUGAAACUGUGCAGAAUCUUUGACCUACAAGUUGCCACGUCAACAAAAAUUCCAUUCCUCCCAUCAUGUGUCAGUGACUCCCAAUAGCUUUCCUUAUCGCCAUUUUGUCCUUCAUUGUUGAAGCUAUUUGCCAAGUGUGUAUUCCAGAUUUAUUUUUGUGAUUAAAAUAAUAUGUGAAUCAUGAGCUUUGUUGAAAAUUGAGUUAGGUGGUAUGAUAGCAUCAGAUUAAGCUUAUUGUCCUGAAAGCUUCAAAAUAUCACCAUACUUUGCUUGAUUCCAAAUAGUUUGUUGUUGGCUUAACUAAUUUUCAACCUACAUCCUAUGUCACAUACACCCCGCACAGUAACUAAUAUACUAGGAGAAAAAUGUUGAAUUGUAUGCUCACUUGUUCAGUCAUGUUAAAGUUAGAUGGGUAGGUAGAAUCACUUAAACUGGAGCUGAAGGAAUAUUUGUGAAUUACUAUAAUUGAGAAUGUAUGGUUAUACUUGACAGCACAAAACGGCCAGCAGGAAGUGUGGUCAUCAGAAAAAUGUGAUCCUAGAGAUUAAUAAUAAUUAAGAACAUUGACUUAUAAGAUGUAUAGUUCACAGAAGCUCACAGUGAUUCAGCAAGGAACCUGGGAUUCUGGAAAUGUGAAAUUAUUGCAUGUUUCAUGUGUUGUUGUUGAAUUAAUUUGGAUUUUAAAUUUGUCAUAUUGUGUGGUAAUGGGCUUGCAAUGUUCCAAAGGGGAAAGGUUCAUUAUUGGCUGUUCUUAUAGAUUGUUCAAAACUGUUAAGAACCAAUUGUUAAGCAAAGCCCUUGUUUCUGUGAAAUGUUUGUUUUAGUUUCAUUCAAAGCAGGAUUCAAUUUCAGAUCUGCUCUGGAAAAGUUUCUGUUUGUUCUUAAUUGGUUGUGACAAAUUGUUUAUGGCCUUUGCAUUUUGUAUGCCAUAUUAUUUCUCUCCUGUUUUCAGUUUCAAAUGAUAAUUUGAGCAGAGACACAUUUUUGAGAUAUUGAAACAUGUUACUGUGAAAAUAUUUUUUUGAAAAUUGCCAGUGAUGUUUGAAUUGCAACAUCUUCACAGUUUGUAGUAGAUUUUAAGGAAUAGUAGUGCCUUCUGAAAGCUGCUUAUACGAAAUAUUUGGAGCUUAGCAACAACUAUUCUCUGUAUUACAGCAUGUUAUUUACAGAACUGAUAUUCAGUGUGUGUGUAUGUUCACAAUAAAACAUAAAUUCAGAUUUAUUACUCCUAAGAUAAAUCAGUGCUGGCUACAUUUAGAGAUUUACUGGUUUUUGAGAUAGUAUAUAAAAGUUAUCUGUGGAUUACAAUACUGAAGAUUCCAUAAAUUCAGUUGUUAGACCUGUUGAAUCUCAGAAAGAUAUAAAAUGUAACUUGAGAAGUGUUUGAGGUGAGGUGUCAGUGACAAAAUUUCACUCUUUAUGGAAACUCUAGAUUUUUAAAGGGUUUUGAAAUGGGGGAUGCUUGUUCAUAUAUUAUAUGGAUGUUUGUAGGGUACAUAGUUUAGUACAAGCUAUUCAGUAAUCAGUCAUUACAAGCAGAAGAUUGGUGUUAAUACUUAUUACAGUGUUAAAAAAAUUUAGCUUAUGCAGCUCAUAACAGUCCAUGUUUUUACCAGUACGAGAUCAGGUGACUUCCAUUAUAUUUCCAUUGUGGUUUGUACCCUUUAUGCUUGGGAUAAGGAAGGAUCAUCUGUGCGAGAACUGAAUUACCCCCCUUGAUACUUUAGCAGGAAAUGGAUUCCAUUGAUGCUUUUUAAGAGAGUGAAGUUCAGUUACUGGUAGAUUGUCAGGGUACCAUUUCCUUUCAUGGUGUGCUUAGGAUUUGCAUUUAAUCAGGCACCCUUUCCUCCCUUUUCCUUGUCUCUCUCUCUACUUUAUUCAUGAGUACAGUGGCCUACAUGUCUCUUUCAGGAAGAAAAAUUUGUGUUUUUUUAUUAUCGUUUAUCCUCAAUAAUGGAAAUCAUUGUAGCAGAAGUAACUUAAAAAUGAUUAUGUGAGGCUGGCCUGGACUUCUGUGUUUUUGUCAGCUAUGGAAUUGAGUUACUUUGUAAGUAAGAGCAGACAUGGCUGGCUGUUGAAGGCAUAUAAUACACCUUCCUCUGUGUGUACUGUCUGGAAGUAAUAAUCACAGCUUCCUUCCUUCUCCAAAGUGUAUUACAAGGCUGUUACUUCUUUUUCUCAAGAUUCAACUGCUAUUGUCUCUUCAGAAAUUAUAAGUGAGAGAAUUUCAUUAUAGUUUUUCAGUGCCUGGCGAAACUGCCAAAAAAAAAAAAAAAAAGAAAAGUCCUGUAGCUUGUUGUUUUUCAGUGUCAGUGAUGUCUUUUUAAAAAGGCAACUAGCAGAAGUUGCUUUCAGUUAGCACACAGAGUUUGCAUUUAAUUUUAUUAAAUAAAGAAGUUUUUAUAUUUUUAUGAAGUGUGUUAAUGUUACAGUUUAGAAUUUACAAAUUCUGAAUGGGUGCUAUUAUAAAAUGUAAUAAUUAAAUUAAUCUUUUCAGUGAAAAACAUACUAAGAAAGGAAGCAUAACUAGAAGUUCAGCAACUUUAUUAUGGUGGCAUGUGUACAGAAUUACAUGCUUUCAUCUUAUAGAAUGUAUAACAAAGAAAACAUUUAAUAUUUAGAAUAAUGACUUUUUUAUUAGUUUUUGAGGUAAUAUUAUUGCCUCCAGCAUUUUAUAAGGAAGAAGUGUUGAACUGUGUGCUUCCCUUUUCCCUUAUGAUAUCGUCUUUGUGAAUGUCCUGGGUGUCCAUUGCAUUCCAAGCUGUAAUGUGCUGAGAAUGAUUUUAGUUGGGUGAGAUUAUCUGUUUUAUUAAUUUUUUAUUUUUUUUAUGUGUAAUAAACUGGCAUCAGAUGAUAUACUUUCUCUUUAACAAUAUGAGAGUGAAAUGUGAUAUUUUUUCUGAUAUGGAUGGUAAAGUUCUUCUGUCUACAAAUAUUAAUCUGAAACUAGUUGUAAAACAGAAGGUAAAGACAAAUCUAAUACCUGUGGUGCUCCAUUAGUUUUGGAUUUGGUAUGCUUCUCAGUGUAGUAUUUGUGAAGUGGUGAAGGAGCUGCAAAUCAUAAAUUAUUAUAGGUUGUUACUAUUUAAUGAACAGCUCUUACAUUGUAAGUUUCUAUGCUAUAUGUUUCUGUGUACAGACUUCAGAGAUAUUAUUUAUCUGUUGAGUUGUUUGUCAUGUGAUUUGUUGCUUGGAGUGUGUGUGUCUGAAAUGCUGCAGUCAAACUUUUAUAGAACUAGAUUGAGAAGAGUGUUUUUUCCUGUGAUAAAAAAGUAAGAAAAUUAUUUUGUGGAUAAUUACUAAAUGAGUGUCUUUACUUCUUCAACUUCAAGUGGUACUGUUGUGCUGAUUUUAUAAACACUUUGACAAGAGUGUUAAAUUAUGCAUUGUUGAAUAAUGUUUAAUACUCACAUGUUUAAAAAAAUAUUUGCCAAAAUUCUCCAAAGGGAGAAAGGAUGCAAAAUGUUUGUUUCAGAUUCUUGUACUGUACAGUUUCAAUGAUGUAUUAUCAAUGUAUAAUAAUGCAGUACAAACUUAUUAUGAUUUUGUUAGAGCACAAAACAAGAUUGCUGAAUAAAUGCUUCCAAAUAUUCUACAAUAAAAGUCCACAAAUAUUUGUGUGUUGUUGCACUAUAAUCGGAGUGUCAAAUUGAUUUGAUAUGCGCACAUCAACCCUCC